CAACGGGCGGAGGUUCCAGACCUAGGACUCCUGUGUUCCCCGCGCAGUAAAGAUACAUGGCCAGAGCUGGUGGGAACCUUGGGUUCUGGGGGAGCCUGGUGCUACUGGUGCUGUCCGGCUUCACUGUGGCCAGGGUGGCUGCUCUAAACCCAGUGAGAAACCUAAAGGCAGAGAACCAGACCAACACCUCCAUCACCCUGACCUGGGACAUCCCGGAGGAUACUGACCCCCAGAACCUGACCUACUGGGUGCAGUGGUUUGAGGAUGCCGACAGAAAUACUACUCAAAACACAACAGACACCAGUUUCACGGUGGGUGGUCUUGCUCCUGCUUCGUCAUACGAAUUUUCCGUGUGGGUAGAAAAAGACGGAAACAGAAGUCUCCCGCAGAACCUCAGUGUCUCCACAGCCCCAAACCCAGUGGGAAACCUAAGGGUGACACAUCAGACCACCAGCUCCAUCAGCCUGAUGUGGGAUGUCCCUGAGGGCCACCCCUCCCAGGACCUCACCUACUGGGCUGAGUGCAGCAGAGGAGGUGGCAGUAAUGCUACCCGGGACACACCAGACACCAGUGUCACCGUGGAUGGACUGGAUCCUGGCUCUUCCUAUGAAUGUUCUAUGUGGGUGGAGAGAGAUGGGCUCAACAGCUCCAUCCAGACUCUAAAUGCCUCCACAGCUCCAAACCCAGUGGGAAACCUAAGGGUGACACAUCAGACCACCAGCUCCAUCAGCCUGAUGUGGGAUGUCCCUGAGGGCCACCCCUCCCAGGACCUCACCUUCUGGGCUGAGUGCAAUAGAGAAGGUGGCAGUAAUGCUACCCAGAACACACCAGACACCAGUGUCACCGUGGAUGGACUGGAUCCUGGCUCUUCCUAUGCAUGUUCUGUGUGGGUGGAGAGAGAUGGGCUCAACAGCUCCAUCCAGACUCUAAAUGCUUCCACAGCUCCAAACCCAGUGGGAAACCUAAGGGUGACACAUCAGACCACCAGCUCCAUCAGCCUGAUGUGGGAUGUCCCUGAGGGCCACCCCUCCCAGGACCUCACCUUCUGGGCUGAGUGCAAUAGAGAAGGUGGCAGUAAUGCUACCCAGAACACACCAGACACCAGUGUCACCGUGGAUGGACUGGAUCCUGGCUCUUCCUAUGCAUGUUCUGUGUGGGUGGAGAGAGAUGGGCUCAACAGCUCCAUCCAGACUCUAAAUGCUUCCACAGCUCCAAACCCAGUGGGACACCUAAGGGUGACACAUCAGACCACCAGCUCCAUCAGCCUGAUGUGGGAUGUCCCUGAGGGCCACCCCUCCCAGGACCUCACCUACUGGGCUGAGUGCAGUAGAGAAGGUGGCAGUAAUGCUACCCGGGACACACCAGACACCAGUGUCACCGUGGAUGGACUGGAUCCUGGCUCUUCCUAUGAAUGUUCUGUGUGGGUGGAGAGAGAUGGGCUCAACAGCUCCAAGGUGACUGUCUAUAACUCCACAGAGCCAGCUGCUGUCAACAGCAUCUCCUGUGUCAGCAUCUCUGGGGGCUACGGGCUCUUCCUGAACUGGUCCUGCCCAUCCGGGGGCUAUGACACCUUUGAGGUGGAAGUGGGCAGACAAAGGAGCUCCCAGAAAGGAGAUCUGUGUGGGAAGGGCGUGUCUGUGUCAGACCUUGGGCCAGCUCAGUCCUACACGGCCACCGUCACGACUGUCUCGAACGGACUGAAGGCCCCUUCCUUCUCUGUGACCUGCUACACAGAGAGCGCGGGGGUCAUUGCAGGAACCAUCGUGGGAGUCCUCCUGUUCCUAAUCCUCCUGGGCCUCCUGAUUUUCUUCCUGAGGAGGAGAAAGAAGAUCCAGGAGAAGGAAGUGCCCGCGGAUCUGGUGUUCAGAUUCUCAGGGGAUAUCCUAGCCAAAGACUUUGCUGACCAUGUCAGGGAGAACAAGAAGGACAGCAAUUAUGGAUUUUCCAAGGAGUAUCAGCAACUGACUCUGGAGGAGCAAGGUCAGUCUCAGUCGACAGCAUCGGCUUUAGAGAACACAUCCAAGAACCGUUACAGGAAUGUACUGCCCUAUGACUGGUCCCGGGUGCCCCUGAAGCCCCUCCAGGAGGAACCAGGCUCCGACUAUAUCAACGCUAGCUUCAUACCUGGCCUCUGGAGCCCCAAGGAAUUUAUUGCAACCCAGGGUCCCCUGCCUCACACGGUGGGUGAUUUCUGGCGGAUGGUGUGGGAGCAGCAGAGCCGCACCCUGGUCAUGCUAACUAACUGCAUGGAGUCUGGACGGGUGAAGUGUGAGCAUUACUGGCCUCUGGAUUCUCAACCCUGCACUCAUGGGCAGUUGCAGGUGACACUGGUGAAUGAGGACGUGAAGGAGAACUGGGCAGUGAGGGAUCUCCAGCUCUUCCACGUGAAAGAACAGCAGUCUCUCUCUGUGCGCCAAUUCCACUACCUGGCCUGGCCAGAUCAUGGCGUUCCUUACUCCCCAGACCCCCUGCUGGCUUUCCGAAAGAUACUGCGGCAGUGGCUGGACCAGAACAUGGAUGGAGGCCCUCCUAUUGUGCAUUGCAGUGCUGGCGUGGGCCGGACGGGCACCCUCAUUGCGCUGGACGUCCUGCUCCGACAGCUGGAGUGCGAGGGGCUGGUGGGUCCCUUCAACUUCUUGAAGAAGAUGAGAGAGAGCCGGCCACUGAUGGUGCAGACAGAGACCCAGUAUGUAUUCCUCCACGAAUGCAUCAUGAGCUCCCUCCAGAAUUCAUCCCCUGCCUAUGAGAAUGUGGCAGGCGUCUACGAGAAUAUAGCUGCCAUCAGAGCCCACGAGUCUGAGGUCUCGGCUACUGGGUGCUGAGCCCAUGCACACGGAAGUACUCAGGCUGGAUAUGGACCCCCCCCCCAUGGAGCCCAGACACCAGGACCUCCGAGAGAACUGAGGAUUGCAGUCCCAGGCUCCCCAGAACACUGGAAAGCUGUCUCCUGUUGUCCACGGACAGGAUGGGAUUGGUGUACUUCAACUGUGAGCUCUGUGCGAGCUGGGAGCCCAAGGACAGGGGUAAAACCAGGGGAUUUCCUGUUCUUUGAGUGGAGGUGACUGCGGUCAGGGUAUGCAGGGUCCCAAAGAAAGAAGUUGGAACCUGGAUUCAGAAGCAAGAAUUGGGGUCUGCAAUUGUGCUACCUGAGGAGCAAGGGCAGGCAGGUACCUGCCCCCCGCCCCGCCCCCUUAUUUCAGAAACCAAACCGGUCUCCUUGAACUGGAGGCUGAAGGAGUCCCUUUGCUAGUGAUCGCCGUGGAGCCCUGAACAUUCUUUCUGUCUAUGUGAUUUAUUUUACUAUUCUCCCUAAGGUGGGUUUUUGUCUCUGGGAUAGGAGAGGGGGUUCCAGAUCACAACACCUGAACACGGAUGGGGAGAACUUGAAGAACCCAUUAUAUUCCACCACCCCCCUAAAAAUAUACAGGAUUGGAACUGGAAGAAUAGCACAGUUGGAAAACGCUUGCUUUGCAAACAUGGGACCUGAGUUUGAGCCCCCAGAAACCACGUGGAAAAAGCUGGGUGUGGUGGGACUUGCUUGCAGCGGCAGAAUGGAAGAGGCAGAGACAGACAGAUCCCUGGGGCUUGAUGGCCAGCCAGCCUAGUCUACUGGGUAUGUCCCGGGCCGAUGAGACCGUCUCUCAAGACGAGAUGGACAGGGACACUGAGAUGCCUCAGCUGGAAAAGACCCUUCCUGAGUUCAAUCCCCAGGAAGCCACACGGCUGUAGGAGGGAGCCGGCGCCUUCAGACUGUCUUUUGACCUCCACGUGCCCACUCCCCCACACAAAUAAAUAAACGUUAUUUAAGUUUUUA
Mesocricetus auratus (golden hamster) is the source of this 3814-nucleotide messenger RNA. RefSeq names its product protein tyrosine phosphatase receptor type H (gene Ptprh). Gene Ontology annotation, molecular function: protein binding; protein tyrosine phosphatase activity. NCBI's taxonomy places the organism in Eukaryota, Metazoa, Chordata, Mammalia, Rodentia, Cricetidae. The record is from RefSeq and is a predicted model, not a curated record. Gene Ontology annotation, biological process: protein dephosphorylation. Bases 57 to 2822 code for a protein of 921 amino acids. The transcript is spliced from 18 exons.